Guillardia theta CCMP2712 is the source of this 466-nucleotide messenger RNA. RefSeq lists its product as hypothetical. NCBI's taxonomy places the organism in Eukaryota, Cryptophyceae, Pyrenomonadales, Geminigeraceae. The coding region runs from base 26 to 466 and encodes 146 amino acids. The transcript is spliced from 2 exons. The record is from RefSeq and is a predicted model, not a curated record. Gene Ontology annotation, molecular function: protein binding.
AGAUCUCGAGCAGGUUGCUGUUGACAUGCUAGCUGCUGAUGCCGUUGGAGCCAAGGACAAGAGCGCAGCGGCUGCUCCUCUCAUCGUCCGGAAGGCUCGUCUGGGCUCGUUGGUGGAGGUGAAGGGCAUCUUGGAGCGGGAGAACGCUUCUGUGCACAGCACCGACAACAAGGGAAACUCUGUGCUUGCAGCUGCUGCAGCCAACGGCCAUCUCAACAUCGUUAAACUGCUCCUGCGGUACAACGCCAACAUCAACGCCUGCAACCAGAGGGGACAGAGUCCCUUGUUCCUCGCUCUCAAGUAUGGCUACACCGACGUCGCCGAGUUCCUGCUGCAGAACAGGGCAGACAGUUCGUUGAGAGACGACGAGGGGCUCGACUGCUUCGAGGCGUGGAUAAUAUCCCGGGAACAAGAACUUGUCGAAUUUCCGAUCUCCCUUGGUCAUGGCAUGCCGCGCGUUCCAUAG